Messenger RNA from Magallana angulata, 2885 nucleotides. Its product is annotated as WD repeat and coiled-coil-containing protein-like. Lineage: Eukaryota; Metazoa; Mollusca; Bivalvia; Ostreida; Ostreidae. The transcript has 16 exons. The record is from RefSeq and is a predicted model, not a curated record. Gene Ontology annotation, molecular function: kinase binding. The coding region runs from base 176 to 2677 and encodes 833 amino acids.
CGCUCUUCAACGUAGGAGGCGAGACUUGUUCAAGAGUCAAAACAUGCGACAGGUGUAUAGCUUGGGAGCCAAACAAAACGUGGGAAAGAAAGUGCGAUAUUUAUUUUAAUCCUUCACAAAAUGUGUAAUUUAUGACAUAAUCGUUAUACAAUGUUAGAAAUUUUCCUGCAUUGAAAUGGAUCUAGGUCACGUAAAUGUGCGAGGACAAAAUGUUGAUCUCCUUCAUCAAGCCAUUCACCCUGACUAUGGAGUUGUGUGGACGGAUGGUAAGACCAUUUACCUCGCCCCAGUACAGCUUUCACAUGGCCAAGUGGUCAAUCAACGGGCAUUAAAGCUGGGGAAGUUUGAACACAGUGUGAGGAGCAUUCACUGGAGCUGUAACAUUGGCCCCCACACCUGUUAUAUGUGUGUUGUCCACACCCAGCAUCUGUCCCUCUGGAAGGUGGAUGGGGUCAUACCUAAACUCAACUUCAAGCAAGUCCGAAAACUAAAUGUACAACCAAUCUCAAAAGGUUGUUUAUGGAAUCCCUGUAGAGACAUUCUGUGUAUCCUCAGUAAACAACAGUGCAGCUUUUUUUUCAACCAUGCCCAGGACAGAGGAAGCUUUGCACUUCCACCAUUGGAAAGCGGGACAAUCAGCUGUGGGGUGUGGUCACAUGACGGUCAGCGACUAGUGCUCUGUGUGGGGGCUGUCAUCCUGAUGUACACGUGGGAUGACAUAGACCAGUCCAUCAGCAGCUUCACCCCCUCUGCCUGGAAGAUCCCAGGAUUAGACUGCAGCAUUAGAUCUGUGGUCCUGCUAUCUAGGUCACUGCUGGUAUGUGCCACAGAGUUGCCCCUGGAGUCUCUCUGUAAGAACCAGGACAUGUUUGACGCUCCCACUGUGUUUAAUGGAGACCAUCACCCACACAACAAUGGAUCUGACAUAAUUGUGCCAAAGAAACAGAACUCCUCUCAAUCCAUCACAGGAACACUGUUCAACCUGCCAAGAAAUCCACAGAGUGUUAUGCAAGAAACAGCACAGCUGGUGACAAUCCAAUUACGAGAAAAUCGAGAUCCCCACAGAAAGAGCUGUGCCCGACUUCAUGGACUUCUUUCCCCAGAAAUCCUUAUCUUUGAGCCCAGCUUGAGAUCCCUGGUUGUUGGAAGCAACACACAGAACGUCCUUCAAGUGUUCACCUUUGCCAAGGAGGGACCUGGUGGGGACUUAAUCAAGUCAGCAGAAAUUCAUAUGGACAAACUGGAGAGACCAAAAGGAAUUGGUCUCAUUCCCAAGGGUGUUGCCAUAGGAUACAAGGGUGUCCUAAUUGCUGCAGGGGCAAAGAAAAGCAAUGAUUCCACAUUUCUCCCAUCACCAUCUGGGUCAAACAUGGAUGUCAAAUUAAAGUUUUAUCCCAUUGAUGUUGAUCUACAUCAAAUGCAGUCAGAUAAAGAGAUGAAUGAAUCUGCUGACUCAUCAGAAUCUGUGCACAGCAGCCAGUCCUCAAUUGAGUCUCCAAGGCAACAAACUGAAGUCAACACGGAGCAAGAACAAACAGAAAAUAUGUGUCUAAAGGACCAAAAUGAGAACAGUGUCCCUGAUCAGGUGUCCAAGGAGGGCAUACCUGGUGCAGACUUGUACCUCCCAAAACAGAAAACUCGGAGUGAACUCUGUGAUCCCUCGGACACAGACUCCGAAGUGUCACCAAGGGAGGUAACUCCUUAUUCUGAACAGACCGACAGUCAAGAUUCUGCCGUAUUUAAACAAUCAGAUGUGGAGGAUCUUCCUGUAGGAAACUCAGAGAAGCCUGAGCACCCAGUGCCAAAGAUGGUUUUGACUGAUGUUGUGUUAGCAGACAAUGAUUCAGAGUCUCCAAGAGAAAUAACAUUGUUGCCAUCUUCGGACAACACGUCAUCCAGGCCAAAAAUUGUGGAUCUUCGUAAAUCAAUCAGUGUUGAGAGUGACCUUGAAACAGAGAAGGUGGACUUCUCGGAACAGGAGCCAGUGUUUCGUAACAGUUUAAGUACAGCGGACAUUGAAGAAGAGGUGGAUGAAAUCACAGAGAGUUUAAAAUCCAAGUUACCGCUAGAUACAACUGUAAGCAGUAAUACAGAGAGGGGGGACAAUCCAGACGUGGAUGUUGAAGUUGAUGCUCCAACUGAGGGUUAUCAACAGCAGCUCUCAGACAAGGGGUGGAUGGACAAGUCGGAGAAUGAAGAAUCUAUGGACGAAGCCCUCAAGAUCGAGCUGAUGGAACAAGAAAUACUUGAGCAGAAUGAACACAUCAUUCAGUUGAAUGCUAAAGUCUCCAAGUUAUCACAAAUGAUAGAAGAGACCUCCCUAGUGUUCCCAACCAAAUAUCAAACUGUAGAAAAGCCAGAGACUUUGUUGGUGGUAUGCAGGUGCUCUAAUAAGAAAACUGUAAGGAAAACCUUUCUGCUGGACAAUGGCAGGCUGCCCCUGGAUGCUGUGAAGGCCAGCUUUAACCUGGAGACAUUGGAGAUUUUCCUAGAUGGUGAUCCCUGCACGGUAGCCAGUAACAUUGACGGAUACAUUCCACUGCGAUUCGAGCCAUUCUCCACAAUCAUUAUCCAAGGGAAGCAAUCCAAUCCCAUAGUUCCUAGUCAUCAUCACGACUCUGACUCAGAUCAGCAGGACUUUAAACUUCACGAUUCCAGUAACAAAAGUGAUUGUUAACGCAGUGUUUUAGCACUUUUAAAUUACGGUAUAACGGGUAUUUUCUGCAGUUGUUUAUUUUUUGCGGAAUUUUGCAGGUAUAAAAAAUCCACAGAAAUUCUACUCAAUCCAAUAAAAAUCACACUAACUCCAUGUGAAUUAUAUUUUAGCAUUAUUAUACAUCUCCAAAAAUACACACUCAAAAGGUAACAAAUAAUCAGACGUGAUU